AUGUUCACUGAUUGGAUGACGGUUCUUGCCAUGUGCACGGCAAUAUCAAUGUCUGCUCCCCCCUUCAUGAACAGAGGCCCAGCUUCGGCGGAGGAGGAGAAAGGGGGGGUCUCGGGGGCGGGGAAGGAGGCGGAGAAAGCGAGGGUUGUGGCGGAGGGCGCGGGGGAGGCGGGGGGCGAGGGGGAGAUGGCGGUGGAGGCGGUGGUUUGGGCGGAGGGCUGGGGGGAGGUCUGGGAGGGGGAGACGGCGGGGGAGGAUUCGGGGGCGGAGAAGGAGGCGGAGAAGGCGGAGGGCGUGGGGGAGGACUGGGAGGGGGAGGGGGCCGGGGAGGAGGAGAAGGGGGACGAGGGGGAGGCGAAAAGGGGGGCGGGGCGGGGCCGGGUCGGCGAACGAAAUCAGUGA
This is a messenger RNA of Closterium sp. NIES-65, 402 nucleotides long. The record is from the annotation of a GenBank genome assembly. Lineage: Eukaryota; Viridiplantae; Streptophyta; Zygnematophyceae; Desmidiales; Closteriaceae.